AUGUAUUGGCAAAUCAUUCUGACCAUGCUUGUGCUGCUGGACUUCCUUCAAAUGGCAGUUGCCCAUUGUACGGUCCAUCAGAUUCCUCCCAGGAAUUUUACAUUACCCUGUAUGCUGCUGAACGAGACAUUUCUGAGUCCUUUCUCUGCUGGAGUCGUAGAGAGCCGGUCUGGUUUGAGGAGAGAGCAUGGAGCAUCUGAAACCGAGCCUGCCGUGCUAAUGAAUGAAGAAAGUUUUCUGUGUUGCCUUCAGAGUGAUAACAACGUUGAUUGCUCUUUGUACAGAGCAAGCAUGCAAGCAAGGAAGUUUAUUCCUUCAGAAAUCAGUGUCUCUGCUUCUCAGGAAAUAGAUUCGAAUUGGAACCUUGAAUGUCGGGUUAAAGGCAAGCUGGACCUGUUAGUUUGUAGCCUGCGGUUUUUGAAGUUGUACUGGAGAGCUGACUUGAAGGUUAAUCUUUUAUAUGCUGUAUCAGAGCUGUCACUGGGAGAUGUAUCUACACGUUCUCUGAAGGGGACUGUCAUGGUUGCUCAGUGUGACUGUAGUGAGUCUGACAAGUGUGAGUGCUGCGUGCCUUCUCUGAGACUCAGCCACACUUACAUCAUGUGGCUGAAGAUGAUGAUGGGUGUAACGCCUCUGUGGUCACCUUUGAUGUCAGUAAAGCCCAUAGACAUAGUAAAGCCUGAACCUCCUUUGAACCUGCAUCUAGAAAUGACAGAGAAAGGUCAAGUGAAGAUCUGCUGGUCCGACCCUGUGCUGAUGCCGUACCCACUUCAGUAUGAAGUGAAGAUCUCUGCAAAUCCAGGUCAAAAUGGCUGGCAGGUGGUUCAAGUUGCUGUAGAAACCUCAUUGGCCAUAGACAAUACACUACCUGAUUCUUCAUAUUUAGUUCAAGUGCGGUGCAGGAAUCGUCAUGGUCCAGGGUUCUGGAGUGACUGGAGCCCACCAUAUCAUCUCAACUUGGGAGCUGAAGUCCUGUACUUCCCUCCUAAGAUACUGACCAGUGUUGGUUCUAACAUUUCCUUUCAUUGCAUCUAUAAAAACAAAACCAAGAUUGUAGCGUCCAAGGAGAUUGUUUGGUGGCUGAACUUAGCAGAAGAAAUCCCAGAAAGUCAGUAUACGCUUGUGAAUGAUCGCGUAAGCAAAGUUACUCUUUUCAACUUGAAAGCAACAAAACCUAGAGGAAGUUUCUUCUAUAACGCAUUAUACUGUUGUCAUCAAAAUAGGGAAUGUCAUCAUAGAUACGCUGAAUUAUAUGUAGUAGAUGUGAAUAUUAAUAUCACCUGUGAAACAGAUGGGUACUUAACUAAAAUGACUUGCAGAUGGUCUGCAAACCCAAACACAGUGCUCCUAGGGAGUUCCUUGCAGCUAAGAUACUACAGGAGCGAAAUUUAUUGUUCUGACUUUCCAAGUACUUCUCCAAAAUCAGAGGUGAAAGAAUGCCAUUUGCAGAAGAAUCAUUCCUACGAGUGCACAUUUCAGCCAAUUUUUCUUCUAUCUGGGUAUACCAUGUGGAUCGAGUUUAAGCACUUCCUAGGAACGCUUGAAUCCUCACCAACUUGUGUCGUUCCAGCAGAUGUGGUGAAGCCGCUUCCUCCCUCCGACGUUAAAGCAGAAAUCACCAGGAAUGUUGGGCUGCUGAACGUGAGCUGGACAAACCCAAUAUUUACAAACAAUGAUCUUAAAUUUCAGAUUCGGUAUGCUGUGAACAAGGAAGACGUUACAUGGGAGCUUUAUGAAGUUUCACAUGCACCAACAAGAUCAGCUGUGAUAAAAGUUCAAAAACUUUGUGUUGAGUAUAUUGUUCAGGUCCGGUGCAGAGAACUGGAGGGAUCAGGUUACUGGAGCAACUGGAGCAGAUCAGCCAAUACACUUGUAAAAGAUAUCAAAGCUCCCUUACAAGGCCCUGAAUUUUGGAGAAUUAUUGUUGAAGAUCCGACAAGGAGGCAGAAGAAUGUUACGCUUCUGUGGAAGCCACUGAUGAAGAAUCACUCAUUGUGCAGUGUGAGCCGAUAUGUUAUAAAGCAUCAGACGUCAGGAAACACCACGUGGUCAGAAUCUGUUGAUAAUGGCACUACCUCUUCAUUUCUGUGGACCGAACGCACACAUACCAUUACAGUUUUAGCCGUGAAUUCAAUUGGAGUUUCUUCAAUUAAUUUCAAUUUAACUCUAUCACAGCAAAUGAGCACAGUGAACGUUGUGGAGUCGCUUAGCGCUUACCCAGUGAACAGCACUUGUGUGGUUUUGAUUUGGACGCUUUCACUUCAAAUGUAUGUGAUAAAAUCUUUCAUUAUUGAAUGGAAGAACCUUGACAAAGAAGAGGAGAUGAAGUGGGUGCGAGUUCCUCCAAAUAUUAGUAAAUAUUAUAUUUAUGAUCACUUCAUUCUGAUUGAGAAGUACCAGUUCAGCCUGUACCCUGUGUUUGCUGAAGGAGUUGGCAAAUCCAGAGCAACGGAUCAGUUUACCAAAGGUGGAUAUGACAGUGAGAGUAAUGCCAGCCUCUACGUGGUUCUGCCAAUAGUUAUUUCAACCUCAGUUCUGUUGCUUGGAGCAUUGCUGGUUUCGCACCAAAGAAUGAAGAAACUGUUUUGGGAAGAUGUUCCAAACCCCAAGAACUGCUCCUGGGCACAAGGAGUUAAUUUUCAGAAGCCUGAAACUUUUGAGCAUCUUUUUAUCAAGCACCCUGAAGCAAUGUCAUUUGAACCUCUUCUUCUGGAACCAGAAAUAGUGCUGGAAGACAUCAGUGUUACUAAAGCAUUGAAGAAAGAAGACACACAAGAUCUUUUAGUAAUUGAUUCAAUGUUUACAAAAAUUCAAGACUCUGAACGUGACUCUGCUUGCUCUGGCAGCCAUUUCAAUAGUAGCAGCUUCUCCGAGAGCUCCCACGAUGACCGGAUCAGUGGAGAAGUUACAAGGCAGUCCGAUAUCAAAUACGCUACUGUUAUCAGUAACUCCAGAUCAAGUGGGCUUUACGAACAGAAAAUGAAUCUCAGAAAUUGUUUUGAUAGAUGCUUCUUAGCUGAAGAUCCCUUUGUUACAGGCAUCUUCUCAAGUAGCUCUUGGGAGGUGGGAAAUGGGAUGGUCCUUGUGUUGCGCGUUCGCCGCUCUGCGCGGCGCCUUGCCCUUUCCCUUGUCUCUUCAGAGGGAUUUUCAGAGCCUUUAGACCAGGAUGACCCUUUCACGGACAGAGAUAGUCCUGAGCGGAGCCUGUGUUACCUGGGGAUAACAUCACUGGAGAAAAGAGAAAGUGACAUUUUUUUAACAGAAAGUUCCGGGGUGACGUGUCAGUUCCGUACCACCGAUCUGCUUGAAGAUGUGGGGUGUUUUCAGCCCACACCACCUAACUUCAAUGUGUUUAUCCAAAGUAGCCUUAAGUAUAAAGCCAUUGCACCAUACGUGCCGCAGUUUCAGAUGACUGCUGCCAAGGUGCAGGACACCACAGAGAAAAACUCGUAA
Leptosomus discolor (cuckoo roller) is the source of this 3453-nucleotide messenger RNA. It is a transcript of the gene LEPR, whose product is annotated as leptin receptor. Gene Ontology annotation, cellular component: external side of plasma membrane. Gene Ontology annotation, biological process: cytokine-mediated signaling pathway. Gene Ontology annotation, molecular function: protein binding; cytokine receptor activity. NCBI's taxonomy places the organism in Eukaryota, Metazoa, Chordata, Aves, Leptosomiformes, Leptosomidae. The record is from RefSeq and is a predicted model, not a curated record.